This is a messenger RNA of Quercus lobata, 646 nucleotides long. Its product is annotated as protein DNA-DAMAGE INDUCIBLE 1-like. Lineage: Eukaryota; Viridiplantae; Streptophyta; Magnoliopsida; Fagales; Fagaceae. Bases 92 to 646 code for a protein of 184 amino acids. The transcript has 9 exons. Gene Ontology annotation, biological process: proteolysis. The record is from RefSeq and is a predicted model, not a curated record. Gene Ontology annotation, molecular function: aspartic-type endopeptidase activity.
GAAGGGCUUUACUAUGAUUCUUCUCGGAUUCUAUUGGAUCCUUAUGCAAAAGCAGUUAUAAGCAGAGGUGAGUUUGGUGCUUUAGGAGCUGAUGGUAAUUGCUGGCCCCAAAUGGCCUGCAUGGAACCUUCUUUUGAUGAUGAGUGCACCUACCAAUAAUUUUAGCUUCAAUCCAGAUGGGUCUGCUGUGAACCCUGGAGCUUUCCAGCAGCAUAUUCGAAGUGAUUCUAAUCUUAUGGCUCAGUUGUUUCAGAAUGAUCCUGAACUAGCACAAGCUGUUCUAGGAAAUGAUCUAAAUAAACUGCAAGACCUUUUACGAGAGCGUCAUCGCCAAAAAUCUGACUUACGACGUCAACAAGAAGAGGAGCUCGCCCUUCUUUAUGCAGAUCCUUUUGAUGUUGAAGCGCAAAAGAAGAUUGAAGCUGCUAUUCGCCAGAAAGGAAUUGAUGAAAAUUGGGCCGCUGCCUUGGAACAUAACCCUGACGCUUUUGCAAGGGUGGUUAUGUUGUACGUGGACAUGGAGGUUAAUGGUUUCCCAUUAAAGCUCUUAUAUUUAUUUAUAGUUUCUCCAUUUCGUAAGGCAAGUGACUAUGUUUUGAGGUUUUUUGGUUAUUCACAGUGUAUUGAAAAAGUUGCUCAAGGAUGA